CACCGCCCCGCCGCGCCGACACCGGCCGGGCGCGGACUGCGCUGCGCUCCGCGCUCCGUGCGGGGAACAGCCCGGCCCGGCCUCCUCCUCCUCCUCCUCCUGCUCGCCCUCCUCCUCAUCCUCCUCCUCAUCCCUCUCCUCCCCUGGUUGUUAUUUUUCCCCGCUCCGCGCAUCCCGCGCCCCCCCCUCCCUCCCCCCGCGCCCGCGGAGCGCUCGCCCCUCCGCGCCACCCGCAUGACUGUCACCAAGGCUCGAGGAGCACCCACAGUUCCCUGAGCUCCACAUCCAUCCCGGGGUGUCCGGAGCACCCGCCCAGCCCGCGGAGCAGAGCAGGGCAGAUGUCAUGGCGCCCGCAGUACCGCAGCUCCAAGUUCCGGAACGUGUACGGGAAGGUGGCGAGCCGGGAGCACUGCUUCGACGGCGUGCCCAUCACCAAGAAUGUGCACGACAACCACUUCUGUGCCGUCAAUGCCCGGUUCCUCGCCAUCGUCACCGAGAGCGCCGGCGGCGGCUCCUUCCUUGUCAUCCCCCUCGAGCAGACAGGCCGGAUCGAACCCAACUACCCCAAGGUCUGUGGGCACCAGGGCAACGUGCUGGACAUCAAGUGGAACCCCUUCAUUGAGAACAUCAUCGCCUCCUGCUCCGAGGACACCACGGUGCGGAUCUGGGAGAUUCCUGAGGGGGGGCUGAAGAGGAACAUGACGGAAGCGGUGCUGGAGCUCUACGGGCACAGCCGGCGCGUGGGGCUGGUCGAGUGGCACCCGACCACCAACAACAUCCUCUUCAGUGCCGGCUACGACUACAAGGUCCUGAUCUGGAACCUGGACAUCGGGGAGCCGGUGAAGAUGAUCGACUGCCACACAGAUGUGAUCCUGUGCAUGUCCUUCAACACGGAUGGCAGCCUCCUGGCCACCACCUGCAAGGACAAGAAGCUGCGCGUGGUGGAGCCGCGCUCCGGGCGGGUCCUGCAGGAGGCCAGCUGCAAGAACCACCGUGUCAACAGGGUGGUGUUCCUGGGCAGCACCAAGAGGCUGCUCACUACGGGUGUGUCACGCUGGAACACGCGGCAGAUCGCCCUGUGGGACCAGGAAGACCUGUCCAUGCCCCUGAUCGAGGAGGAGAUCGAUGGGCUCUCAGGGCUCCUCUUCCCGUUCUACGACGCCGACACCCACAUGCUGUACCUGGCUGGGAAGGGCGACGGCAACAUCCGCUAUUACGAGAUCGGCUCCGAGAAGCCCUACCUGAGUUACCUCAUGGAAUUCCGCUCCCCGGCCCCACAGAAAGGACUGGGGGUGAUGCCGAAGCACGGCCUGGACGUGUCAGCCUGUGAGGUCUUUCGGUUCUACAAACUCAUCACCCUCAAGGGGCUCAUCGAGCCCAUCUCCAUGAUCGUGCCCAGGAGGUCCGAGACGUACCAGGAGGACAUUUACCCCAUGACCCCGGGCACGGAGCCUGCCCUGACCCCGGACGAGUGGCUGAGUGGGAUGAACAGAGAUCCCAUCCUGAUGUCGCUGAAGGAGGGCUACAAGAGGACAUCCAAAAUUGUCUUCAAGGCCCCGGCGAGGGAGAAGAAGAGCGUGGUGGUCAAUGGCAUUGACCUGCUGGAGAACGUCCCGCCCCGCACCGAGAACGAGCUCCUCCGGGUGUUUUUCCGGCAGCAGGACGAGAUCCGGCGGCUGAAGGACGAGCUGUCUCAGAAGGACAUUAGGAUCCGGCAGCUCCAGCUGGAACUAAAGAACUUACGGAACAGCCCGAAGAACAAUUAACUCCCAGGGACGUUUUCUAAAUAAACUCUCGUUGUUUCUA
Neopelma chrysocephalum (saffron-crested tyrant-manakin) is the source of this 1806-nucleotide messenger RNA. RefSeq names its product coronin 2B (gene CORO2B). Lineage: Eukaryota; Metazoa; Chordata; Aves; Passeriformes; Pipridae. Gene Ontology annotation, molecular function: actin filament binding. Bases 339 to 1766 code for a protein of 475 amino acids. The transcript has 13 exons. The record is from RefSeq and is a predicted model, not a curated record. Gene Ontology annotation, biological process: actin filament organization.